GAAGAUCAGGCAUUGCAGCGUUCAGACAAGCACUUCAACAACGCAAUGUCAAGCUUCUCAGAUAUGAAUACUUUCAUCUCGAUCCACGUGUUAUAAGAUUUUCUCUUAGACGAAUUCUUUCCUGGGUCAAAGAACUCGAGUCACGGAUUGUUGUACUGAAGAGCAACACAAAGCAUGUUGGGAUUGUUAUGGAGGAAGCGGCUAAAUUGGACAUGGUUGAGAACUGGGUGUGGAUUCUGGCUGACAAUCAACUCGAUGAGGCACAUUUGCUGACUCAAGGAACCACGUCCAUUGGUCUACAAGGAUUAAUAGGCGUCAGGCAGUCUGUUGGUCAAGGUAGUUACAGCAACAUUAUUAAYAACUACUGGAAAGAAAAUGGAUACAAUCCACCAAGAAAGCCUUCAGAGGGUCGCAUCAUCGAUUCUGUUCUUCUAUUUGCCGAAGCAGUGCGCAAUUCCUUGAAAGACAGAGUUCAAAUAUCAAGCACAGAAACAGAACGACUUUGUAAUAGUACGAAUGAARGCCAGSCAACAAAUCAAGGCGCYAUUUUGAGUAGAUACUUGAGAAAGGUACGAAUCGAUGGAUUUAUGGAUAGAAUUGCUCUUAGUGAAGAAGGAGCAGCAACUAAAGGCAUUUAUGAUGUUGUAAAUUUGUACAAUAAUAAAGUUACGAAGGUAGGUCAAUGGAGCUCAAACGAUAAACUGACCAUGAAGAAAGAUAAGACAAUCAGAUGGGGAAGAGACGGUCGAUUAGAAAUACCACGUGACUCAGUCAACGUUCUUGCAAACAAGACAAUAACCAUAGUAACGUUCCAGAGCCCUCCCUUCAUAAUAGCAGCACGUCCUAAUGUCACGGAGAAGCAGUCGCCUGAUGACUUUCAAGGUGCUGUUAUUGACCUGUUAAACAGUUUAAAGAAAACUCUACACUUUGACUACGUCAUCUACAUGUCACCUGACCGWACCGUGGGUAAUGAAAAGGGUACAGGAGCCUGGGGAGGAGUCAUUGGCGAGCUUAUAAGAAAGAAAGCAGAYCUUGCGAUUGRUCCAAUUACGAUUACGUCACACCGCUCCAAAGUCGUUGACUUUACUCAGCCAUUCAUGACGGCGGGUUUUGGUGUUGUCAUGGCGACUAAGGAGGUCACGCAAGACUAUUUUGGUUUCCUUAAACCAUUUCACAAGGAAUUGUGGGUAGCAAUCAUUGGCUCAGUAGUUGGGAUGGCUGUGGUGAGCUG
Exaiptasia diaphana is the source of this 1231-nucleotide messenger RNA. Its product is annotated as glutamate receptor ionotropic, kainate 4. The annotation marks the transcript as partial. Gene Ontology annotation, cellular component: plasma membrane. Gene Ontology annotation, molecular function: glutamate-gated receptor activity. The transcript is spliced from 7 exons. The record is from RefSeq and is a predicted model, not a curated record. Lineage: Eukaryota; Metazoa; Cnidaria; Anthozoa; Actiniaria; Aiptasiidae.